AAAAUACGUUCAAAUACGUUGCUUAUAUGUAUUUAAAGAUCAUAUAGAAUGUCGGGUAAGACAUUUGAAUUGAAAAUAAAGCGGCUGGAUCGUUUCGCGGUUGUUUAGAACCCGAGUCUUAAAACCUUGAAACGUAGCAAGCUCUAUAAGCAAGUCCACCUAGUCCACUCGAUUCUAGUCCAGUCUAAAGACUUAUUCAGUACUGCCACCUGGUAGAUCGUGCCACAGUUUCUUUUCAAAAGCGGCACAUAUCAACGGCUCCUUUCGCAAUCAAUGAACAGACGUGAAAUAAAUAAUUUGAAAUAACGUCACUGAGGCAUUCAUACGGCGAGUACGAUAAAUAGAAACUACACAAGUAAAUACAAAAUCCUUGAAUACCUUGUUGUGAAUAAAGUACAGGGGCAGAAUGAAUUCCGCAAUUGUACAUCUGGAGCAGAGCGUACGCGAAGCCGAUGGCAAGCUGGACAUGAUCACCUGGCAAAUCGACGCGUUUGAAAAAGAAUUUCAGGACCCGGACAACGAGAUAUCUGUGCUCAGACUCUUGCGUUCAGUAACCCAAGUGAAAGAAGAAUAUCAAACGUUACGCCGUGACAUCCUCGAGGUUCAACAACUCCAGAAGCAACUUUCCGACUCUCUAAAAACUCAGCUUUCUCAGGUUCAAGGCCAUUUCAACAUUCUACGCAAUAAAAUAGUUGGACAAAAACCAACUCCGCAGCUAAAGUAGAAGUGAAAUGAAAUGAAAUGAGAACCGAGAUCGCUAUUAUUGAUUGCUUUAGUUUAUUUAAUAUGUAAUAGAAGUGAUUUCUACCCAUUAUUUUUACAGGUGCUAAUAGUCACACAUUGUGAGAUAAUUUUUAUUCACAAACUAGACUUAAUUUUUCAGAAAUGAUAAAAGGUAAUGAUCUGUCUGACAACAACACUUACGUGUUUAAUCGAUCAUAAAUUAUUAAAAAUUUUACUGGUUUGGUUUCACCCGCUUGGGAACAAGUGGAAUAUGUGAUGAAUAAUUCAUUCGGUAUGUAUGUUUUUAUUUAUGGUGUUGGGGCCAAUCAGAGAACAUGGGUUUUUAUUUAAUGAAUUAUGGUGGAACGAAAUCAGUAAGAUUUAAAUAUUGGAUCUAUAAACCAAUUGGCAUUGCCACAUAUUCUUGGUAUUUGAAUGCGAUUUGUAAGUCUCGAAAGUACAAUAACGAAAAGUGGUGUCAGACAUUGGAUAAUGGGUUUUAAACGGAAUGGUCAAAAUCUGUACAGACAGAACUAUUAAUAUCACGAUUUUCGGUCUGAUCUCAUGAAAAGUAUUUAAUUCAACAUCAAGAUAUUUAUAGAACGUUUCAACUUUUAAGACACCAACUCUACUCUCAGCACAGUAUUUCAACUAUUGAAUAUCAAGUAUUUUAAUACGAAUUUUCUUGUAGGUUCUGUAAUUCAAUGAAAUGUAUCUUGAUCACAUGAUUCUAAGAGAAGUAUGUCUUUGUUUCACAACAUAUAACUUGAAAAUAUCUCAGUGCCAAGUUGCAGAAGCAAAUACAGCUCCUUUGUGCCGAAAUGGUGAAGUUAGAUUACAAAGAGUAAUUAAUUAUGAAACGAAUAUUGCCUUAAUACAUGGUUACCCAUUGAAUAGGCUGUGCGUACUAUGUUUUACAAUUACCUAUUACACUUAUGUACCGAAUUCCAGUUAUCUAUUACUCUGAUAAGGAUGUAGCGUACGUAAAUUAUUUUCGAGCGUAAUACUCGUAGUACCUACUUUUUGAUUACCAUGUUUAUAUUACCAUAUAGAUGAAGGUCUUCCUGAAGGAAGUAGAAAUAGUUGACGAGAGUAAAAUUUACGGGCAUUAAGCAUUAGCUUUUUUCCUCUGCUCAGAGUUAAUUGGCAGUUAGUAUUACAUUUUGUUAGUUUUAAUUAUUGUUAGUAUAGAUGAAAAUGUGAAGGUAGUUUCAAAGGUUUAGUUAGAUUUUCGUUUUUCACUUUAUGAUGUCGUAAAUUUAGAUAAUCAUAGGUGACGAUUAUCCAUUGAGGAAAUGGAUGAGAAGAAAGCCAUAUUCAAAAAUGAUAGUUGAGUGUUUCGUAAUUCAUUAUACAAACUAUCGAUGCUCAUUAUUUACAUUCUGAGACAAAAAAAAAAAAAAAAUGAUAAACAUUUAACCUUCA
Messenger RNA from Neodiprion fabricii, 2148 nucleotides. RefSeq lists its product as uncharacterized. Bases 407 to 724 code for a protein of 105 amino acids. Lineage: Eukaryota; Metazoa; Arthropoda; Insecta; Hymenoptera; Diprionidae. The record is from RefSeq and is a predicted model, not a curated record. The transcript has 3 exons.